CCGCCCGGAACCCAGGUCGGUUCCCUCCAUUAAUUCAUCUCUUGCCAAUCGACUUCGGCGGCCAACCUCUAUUUCACUCAGUCAUCUGUCCGAAAAAAAAAAACAUAUCCAGAGCUCCCCGAGCUCCCAUCAGGCACUAUGGGUCAAAAUCAAUCUGGAAUGGGUGGUGGAGGCGAGGGUCGGGAAGACAAGGAUAAGAAGAAGCAGAAGCCCAAGUACGAGCCGCCUCCUCGCCCAACUACCCGCGUUGGCCGCAAGAAGAGAAAGGCAGGUGGUACCAGCGCUGCUGCCAAGCUUCCCGCCGUUUUCCCUACCAGUAGAUGUAAAUUACGUCUACUUCGAAUGCAGCGCAUCCACGACCAUCUGAUCCUGGAGGAGGAAUAUGUCGAGAACCAGGAGCGUCUGAGGAAGGCCAAGGCUGCGAAGGAGGGAUCAUCUGUCAACCCCGAAAACGAGCUCGACCGUCUUGCCGACGAGCGAAGCCGCGUCGAUGACAUGCGCGGCAGCCCCAUGGGCGUCGGCACCCUGGAGGAGAUGAUUGACGACGACCACGCCAUCGUCAGUAGCACUACCGGGCCCGAGUACUACGUGAGCAUUAUGAGCUUCGUCGACAAGGACCUCCUCGAGCCCGGCGCCAGCGUCUUGCUACACCACAAGAGUGUCAGCGUUGUGGGCGUUCUGACCGAUGACACCGAUCCCCUGGUCAGCGUCAUGAAACUCGACAAAGCCCCCACCGAAUCCUACGCCGACAUUGGUGGUCUCGAGAAUCAGAUCCAGGAAGUCCGCGAAUCGGUCGAGCUACCCCUGCUACACCCCGAGCUCUACGAGGAGAUGGGCAUCAAGCCCCCCAAGGGUGUCAUCCUCUACGGUGCCCCUGGAACGGGCAAGACACUGCUGGCCAAGGCCGUGGCGAACCAGACUUCGGCCACUUUCCUGCGCAUAGUAGGCAGUGAGCUGAUUCAGAAAUACCUCGGCGAUGGCCCUCGUUUGGUCCGGCAGCUGUUCCAGGUUGCCGCAGAGAACGCUCCCUCGAUCGUCUUCAUCGACGAGAUUGAUGCCAUCGGCACCAAACGAUACGAAUCGACUUCAGGCGGCGAACGAGAAAUUCAGCGAACCAUGUUGGAACUGCUCAACCAGCUCGACGGUUUCGACGACCGCGGCGACGUCAAGGUGAUCAUGGCCACGAACAAGAUAGAAACGCUCGACCCUGCGCUCAUCCGACCUGGCCGAAUCGAUCGCAAGAUUCUGUUCGAGAACCCCGACCAGAACACGAAGCGCAAGAUUUUCACGCUCCACACCUCCAAGAUGUCGCUCAACCCGGACGUCGACCUGGAGGAGUUCAUUUCCGCCAAGGAUGACCUGUCGGGUGCCGACAUCAAGGCCAUCUGCUCCGAGGCUGGUCUCAUGGCCCUCCGCGAGAGGCGCAUGCGCGUCCAGAUGGCCGAUUUCCGGGCCGCGAGGGAGAGGGUACUGCGCACGAAGCAGGAGAGCGAACCCGAAGGCCUGUACUUGUAAGGUACUGUAUGACUGUGUACAACGUCGCUUCCAAGGAUGGUGGAGAGCUGUAACGGGAGUUUAGAGGUAAUACAGCUACAUGCUGCCAACUACGCCUGAAUAGGUGCCCGGCAUUUGUCUCCUUUCGUUCGUGUUAAGCUGACACUUGUAAAAUAUGACGACCGUCUUCCUACAUGUCCGAUUGCCCGCAGUCGUGGUCAAGGACGUGAUCUUGUACAUGGCUUGUUGACUGUAGGACCGGUCAAUAUACACGACCAACUCAGUGUCCAAAGUGGAAAAGGGCGUCAGACAAGCUGUGGAAGGUCUGGGCUCACGACUACAAUGUACGACCAUAACGACCACGCGCUACGGAUUAUAACAGUCUUCUACGAGUAAUCACGGU
Molecule: messenger RNA, 1897 nt
Organism: Sodiomyces alkalinus F11
Lineage: Eukaryota; Fungi; Ascomycota; Sordariomycetes; Glomerellales; Plectosphaerellaceae
Product: proteasome regulatory particle subunit Rpt2
Exons: 4
Coding region: 139-1515 (458 amino acids)
Biological process (GO): proteasome-mediated ubiquitin-dependent protein catabolic process
Cellular component (GO): proteasome regulatory particle, base subcomplex
Molecular function (GO): ATP binding; proteasome-activating activity; ATP hydrolysis activity
Source: RefSeq, a predicted model, not a curated record